This is a messenger RNA of Alligator mississippiensis (American alligator), 9403 nucleotides long. RefSeq names its product SH3 and multiple ankyrin repeat domains 1 (gene SHANK1). Gene Ontology annotation, molecular function: synaptic receptor adaptor activity; ionotropic glutamate receptor binding. NCBI's taxonomy places the organism in Eukaryota, Metazoa, Chordata, Crocodylia, Alligatoridae. The record is from RefSeq and is a predicted model, not a curated record. Gene Ontology annotation, cellular component: postsynaptic membrane; postsynaptic density; dendritic spine.
UGGGAACUCGGGGAUGGGAAGGGGUGCAGGCAGUAUGCAGGGCAUUGUUGUGUAUUGGAGUGGGGGCAGUACUAGGGUAGCUGGGGGUGGUGUUAGCAGGGGUGCCUUGGUCAUGGGGUCCUCUCCCUGCCCCCCUGCUCAUACCACCCCCUCUCCCUACAGGCUGGGGGUUGCGCCAUGCUGGGUGUGGAGGAUGCUUGUGCUGACUGGAGGAGGAGCUGCUCUACUCACCAGUACCUGAGUGGACUCUGGUGGUCCAGGAGCACCCCCAGGUGCCCAGGUGGGCACUAGGUGUAUGGAGCACCCGACCCACCUCUAUUAGGGAGCAGAGCCCUGUAAUAACUCCCUGUACCAUGAUCCUGUCAGCAGUGACAGCCGGUGGAUUACAUCUUUUGGCCCCUACUGUGGUUUGGGACCAUGGCUCCUACUUCUACCUUGAUGCCCAUGAUGACUCCAAGUCCAGCUGGAUAAGCUGGCCUGUGAUGCUGCAGCCUCCCUGUGGCAUCGACAAUGCCCCAGAGCCCCGUGUCCAGCGAGGAGGAGGAGAGGGUCUCGGACUAUCCUGAGGGGGAGUCGGACUCCGAGAGCUCCCGGGACGGCUCCCCUGGUGCUAACCCCGGCCACCCUGCCCACAGGACCCUGGGGCGCCCCCUGCCGGUGCCGGACGACGCCCACUUCAGUAUGAUGGUCUUUCGGAUUGGCAUUCCUGACCUGCACCAGACGAAAUGUUUGCGCUUCAACCCGGAUGCAGCCAUUUGGGUGGCAAAGCAGCAGAUCCUGUGCACCCUCAAUGAGAGCCUCAAGGAUGUGCUGAACUAUGGGCUCUUCCAGCCGGCCACCAAUGGGCGUGAUGCCAAGUUCCUGGACGAGGAGCGCCUACUGCGCGAGUACCCCCAAAGCUUUGAGAAGGGUGUACCCUACCUGGAGUUCCGGUACAAGACCCGGGUUUACAAACAGACCAACCUGGAUGAGAAGCAGCUGGCAAAACUGCACACCAAGACCGGCCUGAAGAAGUUCCUGGAGUACGUGCAGCACGGCUCAGUGGAGAAGGUGGCGCGACUGUUGGACAAGGGCCUGGAUCCCAACUACCACGACUCAGACAGUGGGGAGACCCCGCUGACCUUGGCCUCACAGCUGGAUGGCACGGUCGAGAUCAUCCGGCUUCUGUGCCGGGGAGCCCACAUCGACUUCCGGGCACGGGAUGGUGCUACUGCACUGCACAGAGCUGUGUGCACCCGGCGCUAUGCGGCCCUCAUGGCACUGCUGGACCGGGGCUCCCCCAAUUACAAGGACCGCCGUGGCCUGACCCCCCUGUACCACACGGCCAUGGUGGGGGGACCACGGUGCUGUGAGCUCCUUCUUUACAACCGGGCGCACAUCGGCACCGUGGACGAGAGGUGGCAGGAGAUUCAUCAGGCUUGCCAGCAUGGGCACUCCCAGCACCUGGAGCACCUCCUGUUCUAUGGGCUGAGCAGCUGCCAGAACGCAUCAGGGAACACUGCCCUGCAUAUCUGCGCCUGUACAACAAGGUGGAGCUGUGCCCGCAUCCUCCUGUACCGUGGGGCCAACAAGGAAAUCAAGAACAACAGUGGACAGACACCCUUUCAGGUGGCUGUAAUUGCUGGGAACUUUGAGCUGGGGGAGCUGAUCAAGAGCCAUCGAGAUUCAGAUGUGGUCCCGUUCCAGGAGACCCCGCAGUACGCCAGCCGGCGCCGGGAUGGGGGCCGCAGCCUGGCAGUGCCCCAUAUCCUGCUCCGGGCCAACAGUGACACCAGCAUGAACGUGCCCGACUGGAUGCUGUAUGGGCCUGGGGGCUCACCCGCCCCCCCCACUGUAGCGGUGCAGACCCCUAAGAUCACCGGGACCCUGCGCAGUGCCAGCUCCCCCCGCGGUGCCCGCACCCGCUCCCCCUCCCGUGGGCGGCACCCUGAGGAUGCCAAGAGACAGCAGCGGGGGCGCCCCAGCUCCAGCGGCUUUUCCAAGGACACGGGGCCAGGGGGGACGCUGAACAGCCGGGGGGUGAAGCGGAAACUGUACUCGGCUGUGCCCGGGCGCACCUUCAUGGCCGUGAAGCCCUACCAGGCGCAGGCUGAGGGCGAACUGUCUCUCAGCAAGGGCGAGAAGAUCAAGGUGCUGAGCGUGGGCGAAGGCGGGUUCUGGGAGGGGCAAGUGAAGGGCCGCAUCGGCUGGUUCCCCUCGGACUGCGUGGAGGAGGUGCCCAACAAGUCCCAGGAGGGCAAGUCAGAGAGCCGCAGCGACAAGGCGAAGCGUCUCUUCAGGCACUACACAGUGGGAUCCUAUGACAGCUUUGAUGCCCCCAGCGACUACAUCAUCAAGGAGAAGACAGUUUUGCUGCAGAAGAAGGAUAACGAGGGCUUUGGCUUCGUGCUGCGUGGUGCCAAGGCGCAGACCCCCAUUGAGGAGUUCACACCCACCCCGGCCUUCCCUGCCCUGCAGUACCUGGAGUCAGUGGAUGAGGGUGGCGUGGCCUGGCGUGCCGGGCUCCGCAUGGGGGAUUUCCUCAUUGAGGUCAAUGGGCAGAAUGUGGUGAAAGUCGGGCACCGCCAGGUGGUGAACAUGAUUCGCCAGGGGGGCAACAACCUGAUGGUGAAGGUUGUCAUGGUAACCAGGAACCCUGAGAUGGAGGAGGCCAUGAGGAAGAAAGCGGCCCCACAGCAGACGAAACGCCUGCCUCCCCCAGCCAUCUCGCUGCGGUCCAAAUCCAUGACCUCUGAGCUGGAGGAGAUGGUCUCCCCCUGGAAGAAGAGGAAUGAGUAUGAGCCAACCCUGGCCACUGAGAAGAAGAGGACAGUCUAUCAGAUGGCACUGAACAAACUGGAUGAGAUCCUGGCCGCAGCUCAGCAGACCAUCAGCGUGGGCGAGGGGUCUGGGUCUGGGGGGCUCCCCUCCCUUGGGAAGGCCCGGGGAGCUAAGGGCUACUUCACCCCUGAGCCAAACUUCGAGCCUCACCGAAUGGGCCCACCUGGCUAUGAUCGCCCAUCAUACCUGCCCCCUGGCACCCCCCAGGGCAUCGUGCUGCGCCAGAAAUCCAUUGGGGCAGCCGAGGACGAGAAGCCCUACUUAACGCCACCGGCCAUGAAGUUCAGCCGCAGCCUAUCGGUGCCGGGUUCAGAGGACAUCCCGCCCCCACCCACCACAUCCCCACCCGAGCCCCCGUACAGUACCCCACCCUCUGCCACGGGCCGCCUCACGCCUUCUGUGCGCUCCACCUUCAACCCCAGUGCCGAGGCCAAGCUGUACCCAGGCUCCCUGCACCCUGAGCCACCUACCUUUGACAGCCAGGCCCGGCGGGAUCGCCUCUCCCUCUUUCGCCAGGAAUCGGAGCAGGUGGGUGAGGGGCUGCGGGGCUGGCGUGGGCACCAUACACCCUCUGAGCUGCGCUACUACAACCUGCCGGCCCGAUCUGCCAGCACCGCCAUGUAUGUGCCAGCCAAGCCUCUACGCCGCAAGGGUCCCCUGGUCAAGCAAACGAAGGUGGAGGAUGAACACCGCCAGCAGGGCACUGCCUCCCAGAGCCAGCCACCAGGGCCGGUCCCACCACCAGGCCCCUUGGCCACCCCACCUGCCCCGGAGAAGAGCUCCAUCGCCAUCCCCACCAUUGUCAUCAAGGCACCCUCCACCAGCAGCAGUGGGCGCAGCAGCCAGGGCAGCAGCAUGGAGGCCGAGGGGCAGCCCGAGCCAGCACCUGUGCCCGCCUUGCCCCUGCACAACAGCAUGGACUUCACCAGCCAGUUUGGGGCAGCACUGGUGGGUGCAGCCCGGCGGGACCGUGAGUGGCACAGUGAAGCCCGGCGCCGCUCUGCCCUCUUUCUCUCCACUGAGACCCCCGAGGAUGAGGUGCCUGAGCCAGCACCUGCUCCUCGCCUCCGCCACUCCAAGAGCAUUGAUGAGGGCAUGUUUUCAGCUGAGCCCUACCUGCAGCUCAGCUAUGGCCAGCCCCUGCCGCCAGGCACCUACUACCAGCCCCGGGCCACCAAGGCUUAUGGCGGUAGCCCCAGCACCACUAGCGCCUUCACUACCGUCUGCUCCAGCUUCCUGCCUCAGCUGCAAGCCCGGCCAGGGGGGGGCCCCUCACAGCCCCUGGUCCAUCCCUUGACAGGAAAGAUCCUGGAUCCCAGCUCACCCUUGGGGCUAGCAUUGGUGGCACGGGAGCGGGCGCUGCAGGAGUCCCAGUCCCAGCAGCAGCAGCAACAGCAUCAGGGGCGGACAGAGGCUGAGGAGCGGAGGUCUCGCCCCGCCUCUCCACGGUUCAGUGAGGCGGUGCCUGAAUCUCCCCGAGACAGUGGUUCUGUGCUGCGCCUCUGGGGGACGCCAGUGGGUGAGCAGGGCAAGGUGGAACCCGAGAGCCCGCGGUGUGGCCCUGUGGCAGGUGAGGCCAAGGGUGGGGCAGCCACAUGGGCUGAGAAGCGGGUGGCAGAGGACGGUGGGGAGAAGCUAGAGCUUCACGUCCGCUUUGUAGAGAACUGCCAGCCGCCAGAAGAUGGUGAGGGGCCAGGCCAGAGCCCCCCAGGCCACGCUGAAGAGAACGGGCUGCCCCUACUUGUUCUGCCCCCGCCCGCCCCCUCCAUUGACGUGGACGACGAGUUCCUGUUUACUGAGCCGCUGCCACCACCCCUGGAGUUCUCCAACAGCUUUGAGAAGCCCGAUUCACCCAAGACGGGUGGUGAGGCCCCACUGCUGCCCACGGCCCCGGAGCCGUCGCCGGCCGUCGCCCCGGUGGCACCGCCACCACCGCCGCCAGCUACUACAACAGCGCUGGACUCCACCACGUCCAGCCUGACAUCCUAUGACAGUGAGGUAGCCACACUGACCCAGGGUGGGGCCCCUGAGGCUCGCGAGCCCCCUCACGUCAACUUCUCCUCGGUGGUGUCAUCCAUCCAGAUCCCAGCGCCUGAGGCCCCUGAAGCUGUGACCGAUUCAGGAAUUGAGGAGAUUGACAGCCGCAGCAGCAGCGACCAUCACCUGGAGACCAUCAGUUCCGUCUCCACUCUGUCCAGUAUGUCAGGCCUAUCCAGCGAGGGGGCUGAGUUGCUGGACACCUACAUCACCUACCUGGAUGGGCAGGCCUUUGGGGGUGCUGCUGAGAAGGGCCCCCUGCCUGGCAAGUUGCGGUCCCGCCCCUUCCCUGCCCGCCGUGACCCCACUACGCCCACCAGCUCCACCAUCUCAGUGGCGGCCUGCGCCGAGAAUGUCUUUGCCCUCACGCCAGCACCCGUCAAGGAGGUGCCUGCUCCCCAGCGCCGCUCGCCCACCCUGCCCUGGGAGGAGACCACCUCCACUGCCAAGACCUCCCCCGUGUCAGCUAUGAAGGCCAGCAUCAUCAGCGAGCUCAGCUCCAAGCUGCAGCAGAUGAGUGGGGUGUCCUGGGCCCGCCCCCCUGAUGGCGCGGGCUCCUUCAGCACUGAGCGGCCUAGCUCCCUGCAGAGGCCAAGGCUCCCUGAGGACCAGUCAGCCCCGUUGGUGCCCUCCAAGCCGUCCAGCAGCCUCUUCCACAACUGGCCCAAGGCGGGACCGGGCAGCAAGGCACCCAAGAGUGUGGAGUUCGACAUCCGACCGGCGCUGCGGCGUGCACCCAGCCCCGCCACGCUGCCCACGGAGCACAAGAUCAGCCCGGCACCUCGGCCCUCCUCCCUGCCCAUCUUGCCCUCGGUGCCGCUCUAUGGGGGGGUCUUCGACCUGCGCGGCUCCCCCACCUCUGGGCAUCCCUUCCCUGACUUCCCCUCAGGCAGCCGCUCCCUCUCGCCCACCCACUUCCUGCCCCCGCCCACGGACAAGCCCUUCGGCGCCAAGCCCCUGCCCUUCUGGACCAAAUUCGACGUGGCUGACUGGUUGGACUAUCUCAACCUCGGGGAGCACCGCGACCGCUUCCUGGACAACGAGAUUGAUGGGUCCCAUCUGCCGUCCCUCACCAAGGAGGAUUACAUCGACCUGGGCGUCACCCGCGUUGGCCACCGCAUGAACAUCGAUCGUGCCCUCAAGUUCUUCCUGGAGAGGUGAUGAGAGAAACCCACUCCCCCACCCCUUUCCUCCCCCUGGCCCUGCCUGUCCUCCCCACAGUGCCCUGCCCAGCGUGAGGGGACGCUUCUUCCUCCACUGGCGCGCGUGCACACACACACACACACACACACACGCACCCCCCCCCCGGCCAGGGCACAGAUGCCUGAAUGUAGCUGAUUCCCCAUUGCCGGGAGAGAUUUGUGGGUGCCUGGAGGGGGCAUUGGGGAAUGUGGGGGACUGGUAGCUAGGCUGGGUUCCUGAUAGCACCCCUUGUCCCCCAUCAUAGAGAUGGGCCCCACAUAAAGACCCUCCUCUGUCAUGGAAAGAUGGGCCUCUGAAUCCAUGGGGGCAGCCAGGAGGCUGAGGCCACGCUGUGGGGUGCAGCAAUAAAGCCUCAAUGUGAAUGUGCUCAGCUGUGCGUUGGCUCCCAUAGGUACAUACACGUGCACACAUGGCUUCAUGCUGUUGUGUGCCUAACCCUGUGCUGUUGUCAGACCCCACGCUAUUGCCUGAGCCCAUGUGCACACCUCCUCUUCCCCUAUUGUCCAUGCCUGCUCACCACUGCCCGCAGGUGCGUGCGUGCUUCACUCUGCUGUACCUUGAGCUAUUGCAAGUUGUUCACUGCCCCCUCCCCCUGCUUUAUUACACUGCUCUUCACAUGAGCACCCUCAGCCUCUGAUUACUGCAGGGUCACGUGCCCUUAGCAGCAGGCACACAAGGGAAAAUGAUACACCUAUGUCACUUAUGAAUGCACAGUCAGCUGCCCCCCUGCUUGCACCAGGGCUCAUGAGUGGACACUCGGCUGCCCCCCUACUUGUACAAGGGCUCACGAGUGCACACUUGGCUGCCUUCCAGCCCCCCCGCUUGCACCAGGGCUCUCAAGUGCGCUUGCUGCACACAGGCUCAGGCUAGUGCUGGCAUACAUAGCAUGUCUGCCCAUUGCUUAAGCUGAACUUAUGCCAUUCAUGUGCACGCUUGUGUACACAGACAUGCUCUGCUCCGCAUUGUCUUUUGUAGGCACACUUAUGCUUGUACCUACUUGCUUGCUUGCUUGUGUUGCUCUGCUCUGCUGGCUUGGUAUCCACUUCUCCUCCCACCCCCAAGAUGCCGCUCAUACUGGCUUCACCACCCCUCACACCGUAUGCUUUUGCACAUGCUUGCUUGGCUUUGCCUCUCUCAUUGGCUGCUGGGAUGGGGGGACUGGGGUGACUACCCCUCAGUUUGGGAUGACUCCACACCAAUGGAAAGUGAUGGGGGAGGGAUUUCCCCCCUAGUGGGGCAGCAGGAUUGGCAGGGGGGCAUCAGGUGUGAGGUGCAGAGGGCAGGUACCUCCAACCCCUGCAGCAGGCAGGGGCUGUUACUUUGGGGGCCUCUCUACCCUGUCCCCUACUCCCUCCUCUGUUCUCUCCCUGCAAAAUCCUGGCUCGGGGUGGGGGGGACCCUGCGCCGGGGGCUCUCCUCUCCCCCCCCCACGCCCAUGCUCAGCUGCCAAAGAACGGGGGAGUUGCAGGGGGGGUCUGGCCCUUCCUCCCUUACCCCCCAGCCUGCAGAUCAGUGCCGCUGUGACGGACUCAGCUCUGGACCGUGGUGCCCUGGGGCCAGGGGGCACUCAGCUGCUCAGGGGCACCCUCUUUCCUCCCCGUUUCGCUGUGAACCCCAGUGUGAAGCUCCGUCCAGGGGUGGUGGUGGUGGGGAAAUCCCUCCUCCUCUUGCCCCCAACACACUCACUGCGUCAGGGAUUGUGUGAUACUGUGUCUGGGAAUGGUAUGCCCACCCCUCCCAUGCUGAGGCCAUGUACCCCACUCCCUACCCCUUCUCCCGUGCCUGCCCCGUGGCCACGUGAGCUCCCCCUAUUUCCGUGUGCCACGGCCAUCUGCCCCCAUUCUCCCCAUUGUGGUCACAGGGCCACUCCAUGCCACCCUGUCAUGGCUCAUAUGGCCUCUUCCCCCUGCCCCCCCCACGGCAUGGCUGUGGCUCCCCUGUUCCUCUCCCUGCGCCGUGGCCGCGUGGCCGUCUCUAAGGGCUCUCGUCUCGUCUCAUCUCGUCGGACCGUCCAUGCCGGCCCCCCCUCCGCGAGGGAGCGAAACGACUAACACUAGAAUGUCUUCCAGAUGCAUCUGAACCCCACCCCCUUUGCCCUUCCCAAGAAAAGCACCCCUAGCCCUGUCCGACCUAGCACUACAACUCUCAGCCUCCUCCCUACAGUGCUACAGGACACCUGGGUUCCAUCCCAGCUCCAGGAGGGAAGUGGGGCUCUGGUGCAUUAAGAGCAGGGAGUAUUGGGCAGGCUGGAUACUUGGAAUCAAUCCCAGUUCUGGAAAGGGUGUGGGGUCUUGGGAGAGGUCAGAGCAGAGAGCAGUGGGAACCUGGAGCUCCAUGGCCUGGAGCAGCUGGGGCUGAGAGCUGCAGUGCAAAUCUUCUGGCUCCUGUCUCUGUCGGUUUAGUGUGUUAGGGAUAGGAGGGAGCUCUUUCUCCAGGAUUGGGUGUGGGGGCAGCAGAGCUGAUUCUGUGAUGGGGGCUGUUUGGACUGAUCCCUGGCUUGGGGAGGGGGCUGGACCUACACUGGAAGGCCCUUCCCCUUUGGUCCAUUCUCCUAUGGGCAGUAGGGCUGGGGGCAACCCAAAUCCCAGUAACAGCCCAAGCACCUGUGCUGUAGCAUCUGGGUGACAGGCACAGUCCACCCCACCCCACCCUACCUCUGAGCCUCUGUGCUGCUCCCCUAUGGGAGACAUCCAUGCUCAGGCACAAGCUCCCAUGGGAACCCAGGUGUCUUGGCUCCCAGCUCUCCCUACUCUCAUCAUGGGGCCCUGCUGCACUUUGGGCCCACCCAGAGUCAGGGGUAGAACCCAGGUGUCUGGGCUCCUACCCCUUCUGCUCUAAUCCACCAGAACCAACAUCCCUCCCAGAGCUGGGGUAGAACCCAUGCAUCUGGGCUCUCACCCCUGCUGCUAUAACUCAGCAGUCCACCCAUCCUUCUCAGAGCCAGGGGAAGAACCCAGGCAUCCAGGCUCCCUGCUUCCCCUUGACCCCAGCAGAGACUCAAGAGAUUGAAUGUAAUAAAAUUUGUGCCAAUUUUGAGAUGGGCGUGGCUGCCUAGGCUACCCCCCCAUGUCCCCUCUGUCUGCCCCUCCUUCCUCCUCUAGCCCCUGAGACUACCCUGGUCCUGGCUCUAACUGCUAAAUUGACCCAGCUGCCAGCCCUGCCCCCGUGCCUCCCAUCCACCUCCUUGUACUGCUCCCUCCACCCUGCCAGUCCCUGUCCGUUCCCCUGCUGCGUCCCCUCCACCACCCGUGACUGGCGGCCCUGUCUCCAACUCUGACCCGUGUAUAGAGGAACCAAUGUAAUUUACUGAUUUUAUUUGCAAAUAUAAACUCUAUGGGAUACA